CAUCAUGAUCACCUCUUUCACCCACUACUACUCGCCCGGAUUCCUCGCCAACAUCAUGACCACCACGUUCAUCAUCUUCAUCUCGCUCCGCUUCCUGAACGGGCAUGUGAUGGAACGCGAAUUGCUUCGAAACAGCUUCCCCGUCGCCUUCACAACCACAUGCUUCACGAGAUUCUUCUCUCCCAAUUUCCCCACUGGCAUUAUAGCUACCUCUUUCAUCAUCUCCCUCUCGCUUGAGGUCAAGCAAACGGAUACGCUCUCGAUCGCCGCCGCGAAUGCUUCCUCGGAAUUCUGCUGGAGACACCAGCACCGCCUCGAAAGCCAGCAAACCGAUUCUGAGAAGCGCAGUCAGGUGCUUGUGCAGUCACUAUGAAGGCACCAAGCUUUGCGUCGACACGAGCACACCUGGAAGCGAAGUAAAGGAGAUGGUCAGUGAGUACCGUCCCAAACCCUUCCCUCAUAUCUCCACCUUCUCACUUCUAUUCAUCCUCCCCGAAAUCAGUACGGCCCAGCUCUAACGCAAUCAACAGGCAUCCACC
Messenger RNA from Zymoseptoria tritici IPO323, 539 nucleotides. RefSeq lists its product as uncharacterized. The record is from RefSeq and is a predicted model, not a curated record. The coding region runs from base 5 to 373 and encodes 122 amino acids. Lineage: Eukaryota; Fungi; Ascomycota; Dothideomycetes; Mycosphaerellales; Mycosphaerellaceae. The transcript has a single exon.